Messenger RNA from Acanthamoeba castellanii str. Neff, 666 nucleotides. RefSeq lists its product as uncharacterized. Gene Ontology annotation, cellular component: endoplasmic reticulum membrane. Lineage: Eukaryota; Discosea; Longamoebia; Acanthamoebidae. The record is from RefSeq and is a predicted model, not a curated record. Gene Ontology annotation, biological process: maintenance of protein localization in endoplasmic reticulum. Bases 1 to 666 code for a protein of 221 amino acids. The transcript is spliced from 5 exons.
AUGUUGGCCAACGAAGGCCUUCGACCCAGCACGCACCUGCACCUGCACACGAGUGCGUCAUCAUCUUCUUCCGCUACACUCCCCUCGCCUGCCGCGGCUGCGCGAAAAGGGUCGUCGUCGCUGUUCGGCUCUACCCUCGGGUCGUACCUGUGGGAGGAGAUCGACGCCGACUACGGACCCGCCGACCCCGAGCAGCGCAAGAAGCAAAACGAAAUCUACAACUUCUUCCUCGUUCCCAUCGAGCUCGAAAAGUUUCUGCUGUUCGGGUUCUUCGUGUGCAUGGACUGCUUCGUGUUCACGUUCACGUUCUUCCCGGGCCGCGUCGUGCUGGGCCUCCUCCGCUACCUCCUCAGCUUCUUCCGACCCUUGAAUGUGGUGCAGCUGGGCGGGGCGCGGUACGACGUGAUGCGGGGCGCGAUAUUCGUGGUGUGCUGCGGGGUGCUGAGCCACGUGGACGUCUCCCUCGUGUACCACUACAUCCGGGGCCAAUCCAUCAUCAAGCUCUACGUCAUCUACAACGUGCUCGAGAUCUUCGACAAGCUGUGCACGGUGUUCGGGCAGGACAUAUGGGACGCGCUGUUCCUGCGGGCGGUGGCCGACUCACGUCUGCCGCGCAACGCCCUUCGCCUGGGCCUCCACUUCAUCGCCGCCCUCGUCUAUUAUUAG